Molecule: messenger RNA, 1549 nt
Organism: Danio aesculapii
Lineage: Eukaryota; Metazoa; Chordata; Actinopteri; Cypriniformes; Danionidae
Product: serine/threonine-protein kinase pim-1-like
Exons: 9
Coding region: 1-1542 (513 amino acids)
Biological process (GO): negative regulation of apoptotic process; protein autophosphorylation; regulation of mitotic cell cycle
Cellular component (GO): cytoplasm
Molecular function (GO): protein serine/threonine kinase activity; ATP binding
Source: RefSeq, a predicted model, not a curated record
AUGGGUCAGCAAAUUUCUUGUGUGAAUAUAGCGACAGAGACGGAGUGUGUGUACAGUUUCCCUCCAAGUACACCACUUCAGUCCAACAAAGACACGCCUCAUCAGGUAAAACAUCAGCUUGAUGAGACCCGUGCUGUUACUUGUGAGGAAGAUGGAGUAUGGAAGGGGGUGAAGGAGCAAAAGAAGUCGAAGAAGAAAUCGAGGUUUUGGAGGAAGCUGGCCUGUUUCCGCUUUUCACGCCCAAGAACUGGAAGGGGUGAAAAAGUGGAGCAGGUGGAUAGUGAGAAGGUGAAGCAGUACACCAAAGCAGAACCUUGUACUGAUGUCAAUGUUGAAUGUAUAUUUCCUUCUUUAGAUCAAACCUCUGUAGCGAACAUCUCCUGCACUGUUGAGGAUUAUGAUUACCAGCAAGCUUUUAACAGCCUUGAGGUUCUCCCCUCCACUGUUGACCUGCAAAUCCAGCAGGAGGAAGAACCUUCUACUGAUGAUCAAACUUUAGUGGAGACCACAUGUAGUGAAGAGAGUUAUGGUCCCCAGAACACUCCCAACUAUAGCCUUGAGAUUCCUUCCUCCGGUGUUGACCAGCAAAUCCAGGAGCUUCCAGUUAAUCUGUCAGAAGAAGAAACUGUGUGCCCUCUGGCAGAAGCCCCAAACCAGAACAUGGUCUUGAUUAUUGGGAACAUGUGCUUGACCUACAACAUGGGCGAGCUACUGGGAGAAGGAGGAUUCGGUGCAGUAUAUACUGGUGUUCGUGCCAAUGAUGGUCUUCCGGUGGCAAUCAAGUUUGCCAGAAAAGCGGAGGGCAUGGAAUAUCUCUAUGUUCCUGGCCUUCCAGAACUUGUACCUCUAGAAAUCGGCCUGACACUCCUGGCAAAUAAGGGUCCCAGCUCACCCAACAUAAUUGAGCUGCUGGAUUGGCAGGAACUUCCCGACCAUUAUGUAAUGGUCCUGCAGCGCCCUUCACCAUGCCAGAGUCUGUUCAAACUUUUGGAGAGCUGUGGAAACAUCUUUGAGGAAAUGUUUGCACGGCAUGUGAUGCGGCAGGUAAUCGAGGCAGCUGAGACCUGCUGCAGACGUGGAGUUCUCCACAGAGAUAUCAAGUUGGAGAACUUGUUAAUAAACACAGACACCAUGGAUGUUACCCUCAUUGACUUCGGCUGCGGGAACCUGUUUCACGAAACAGAGUACCACAGCUUUAGUGGCACAGAGAUGUACUGCCCUCCUGAAUUUUUUGAAACGGGCAAGUAUUAUGCACGGUCAGCAACUGUGUUUUCACUUGGAGUGCUGCUGUACACUAUGGUGUGCGGAUAUAUGCCGGACCACACUGAUCUGGAAAAGAUACAGCACUGGCUGUGGUAUCUGCCAUCCUUGUCAAGUGAAUGCAGCCAUUUGAUAAAUGCCUGUCUACAUCCUGAUCCCAGAGAGAGGAUACCUCUAGAGCAGAUUCUCCUCCACGACUGGUUUACGAUCAUGCCAUCAGUCGUGGAGGAUGAGCAUCCUGUCCUGGCCACGCAGGAAGUGCUCUUUAGCCUGGCAUGCUAAGCCUCAC